AUCACCAUGCGCAUCUUCAUUUCGACGGACACAGCAGGUGCAAUUGCAGUCCAAGACGCUGCGCAUGUCAAGCUAUAGCCAGAAGCUGUUCGUCGGAAGGGCGACUGACGUGCCGCCUGUGCCGGCCUGAUUCAAGUUCUCACUCCUUUCACCGACACGCACACCCGAGAAUGGCGGAGCUCUACAACUAUAGCUGUUUUCGAUAUACAGGUUCUUCGUUACUUUACUGCUUUGGGUGUGAACCCAUGAGUAAAACUCGCGAAUUGCGGAACUAGUUGUUCUCGCAAGCAUUCUCCGUCAGCGGCGGUACCGUACCGUACAGUCAUGGCGGCUGUGGCUCGACCACAAUCUGUCCAACGCGCGGCCGGCACGGGUAUCCUCCGACAAGGUACGCCCCCCCACCUUAUGUCCCCAAGCCUCAAUGCCUGCCGUGCUGUGAACGCACUCCCUCUUCAGGAGAGUCUCCUGAAACCCACUUAGGGUCCACGCACGCAUCGAUUCGUCUGCCCUCGAUAUGCACCGGGCUGGCUAUCGAUGCAUACCACAACAGGUCGAAUGCGCUGCUUCCUGCUCUGCCCCGUAUCCAGACCGUCUGUGGCGGCUCGGCCUAGCCACUAUGAUCGGUUCUCGCUGACUAGCAGCUGUUCCGCGGAUGAGAGGCCACGCGUCCCAUUGGCUCCACUCAACAACGAAUGUCACGAGCUGCAUCCGCGCAGAGCCCGCUUGCCCGCUGCCCACAGCUUACUGUACAAGAAGGCGCCCCGGCCCUCUGCACAAAACCACAAACCACGCACUGUCCGCCUUUGAUCCCGCCCUCCCGUACACUCUCCCUCACACUCUCCCUCAUUAACCCGCUGUCUGACCAAGCGCUUUCGUCCAGACUAAUCUUGAAAAUGGACUACAGACGCAUGACGCGUUGGGCACUCUCGUGCGGGAGCUUUAUCAAAAUGCUCAUAUAAACGAGGUGCGCUCCUGGUUUUGAACCCUUCCGUCGCGCGUGCAUCAUACUGAAGCACUCACAGGAGCAUCCAAUCCAUUUUAUGCACGAUUAUGUCCGCCUCCAGACGCUGUAUCUGCUGAUCGGGCAAAUGCUGCAACAAUAUCAACAGUUUCGCGCACCAUACUCCCCUCUCAUCAUCAGACAGGCGGAGGCGGAAAGGCAAUAUUCCCAAUCAUACCCCUACUACCUCAUAACCGACCCGCCACCGCCUGACGUAGGGAGGAGCGUGGGCGCGCACGACAUGGAGGAACUUGCUGCGUGGAUGCAGACUACUUCAAUCACGGCUCCGACCUGUCCCCAGGAAACGUACAUUGCGACACAGCACGCAGCUGCAGGCGUAAGUUCUAUGCAGACACCGCCAAACUUAUGGCCCCUCCAGGAUGGUUCUGCAUGCCGGCCUGCAUGGCUUGAUGAUCAUCCGUACUGCUCGUUCGAUCCUUCCGCGUUCCCCGGAGAUGGCUAUGUUGGCGGCCAUCAAGACGCCACACUGGGCGAAGGGAUCGAUUGCGCCGUACAGCCUGAGGUCUACACCGACGCUGCUCUCGUCCCACCUAAUGCCGCACCCUCCAUCUCCGUUAUCGAGCACCUCGAGCAAGGCACAUACUCGCGCAAACAGGCCGUCAAGGGCAUACCGGCAGGUCCCAUUUAUUUCAACGGCGAGAACGGGGUACUGCUGGCAACGCUUGAGCCCCUCGUGGACGGCGAAAAACCCGCCUUCGACACCAACGCGUCCAUUGGCGUAAAAGCGUCGAUCCGAUUCGAGCUACCUCAGUUUCCCGGGCACACCAUGCAAGUUCGAGUACGACAUGGAGAUGGGCAAGGCCGUCCGGCACAACCCAUCACGCUCCGCGAGAUGGCGGCGACGGUGGGGCUCGAACUAAAGAAGCUCAUGGCCCAUGCGAAGAAAAAGGGAGAACCGCUCCUGCAACGUGGUUCCGAAGUGGACUUCGAUAAGGUGGUUCUGCUGCGGAUCGAGCACAUCUCGCGCGGCAGCUUCCAGCCUAUCAUCGGGAUCCGGAGUAAUGGCUAAGUGCAGUGCGGAAAGGAUGCAGCGGGGAAUGCCUUGUAUCGCGUCGGAGAAUCACGGAAGAGCCUUGCCAUGAAGUCAGCCAUAUCCUAUUGUAGAACAUAAUCACAUUGUACUCACGCAAAAGACCCAUUAUCGCACUAGUACAGUAACGUAGACCCC
Molecule: messenger RNA, 2189 nt
Organism: Dichomitus squalens LYAD-421 SS1
Lineage: Eukaryota; Fungi; Basidiomycota; Agaricomycetes; Polyporales; Polyporaceae
Exons: 6
Coding region: 1041-2030 (329 amino acids)
Source: RefSeq, a predicted model, not a curated record